AUGACAUUACUUUUCCUUAUUUCGACAUGGUGGAUUCAAAAUGACGGUAAGGACCAGCUCGGAAUUGAAGGAGAAGACAUUAACUGGAAGUUAAAUUCAAGUUACACUGGAAAAGGCGUCAGAAUCGUCGCAAUGGGUGAUGGCGCAAGACUAGAUCAUAAAGUAUAUGCUGAUAGAGCCAAUAAAAAGCUAUUUGUUAAUAUUAUUGAAACAGUCAAUUACAAAGAACCACCGAAUUCUUCAAUUCAAUAUCAACGCGAGAAUAUUUCACAAUCAUCACUUGCUUUAGCUGCAGGAUCUGGUAUCUUCCCUGGUAUUGCUCCGGAUGCUACUGUUGGCGCGUUUUAUUUCUUUGAUAAUCAAACACAAGCUGAAGACUUACAAUAUACGAUUUGUUACAAUAGUGAUCAAUGGGAUAUAGCAAUUUUAUCAUAUCAGUACGAUUUAUGCCACGGCGGAAGAAAGUUUUGCGCUUAUCCAGAGCCUGACUCUCUUAAAGAGGAAAUGGUUGGAAAAUGCUUAUUCAAUACAAACGGAAAAACUCGUCCAAAGCUAAUAGUUGUUCCUGUUGAGCACAAUCAAGCUUCUGACGUCUUAUUUACUCCUCCCGCGAGAUGGCCACUUGUUUUCACAAUAGCAGGUGUUAACAACAGAGGAUUACCACUGGAUCAUGGAAGCGAAGGUGCCGGAGUCUUUCUUUCAUGUCCUGUUGCAGAUAGAGCUGCAAUCCCUGGCGCAGGCGUUGAAAGCGAUGAAUCAUUGACAUAUAACUUUACUACACCAAAUGCUUCAGCUGCAAUAUUCGCUGGAGGCUUGGCAGUUCUUCUGGAAGCAAAUCCAAAUUUAACAAUCCCAGAUUUACUCUUUAUUCCAGCCAUGACGGCAGAUCAAGUACAACCAGACUCACUAUUAUGGAACAAUAACUCGUUUGGUCUCAAAUUCAACAGAAGAGUCGGUUUCGGAAGAUUAAAUCUCGGAAAAGCCGUAGAAUACGCUGAACACUGGACAUCUCUUGGUAAUUUCUCAAGUAAGUCAAGUGUAUAUGAAGUAGACCUUGGAAAAGAAACGAAAACCAUGGGAGAUUCGAAGAAUUUCACUUUGAAUUUCAAUACUGGAAACGAUGACGAUACUGUUUUAUUUAUCCAAAUUGAUUUGCAGGGGGCACAACUUAGUUUCGCAUCGUUAAAUCCCCAUAUUUUGUCUCCUGAUGGAUCAGAUUUCGAAUUAAAGAUUUUGUCUGAGUCGGACAGAGAAAUGAAGGUCAAGAAUAUUCAGCUCCCUGCCUAUGCAUUCCUUGGCGAUAGAGUAAAUGGCAAUUGGACCUUGGUUUUCAACAAAAUUGACGACGCAUUUCUCGGAUUAGUCACAAAAAUCAAUAUUACUAUAUUCUACGCACAUAAUCGUCCAGACACGAACCUUAUAAACCAAACAAGAAAGGCAAAUCCCUUCAAGCCGCUUCCAUAUACAAAUGUUUUAAUUUUCCCUGACAAUCCGCCACCAAUGAUAGCAGCACAGUCUUGGGAUGUCUCAAUUAAAUUUAACGAAACAUACAAAAACUCGAAUUAUACAUUAAUGUUCUUACAAAAUGAAAAUGGAACGGAAAGAACGAAAGUCAAAGCCGAAUUCAGCAAAGAUUACAAACAAAUACAUCUUAAUUACGUUCCAUCUGUAUUUAAUCUCACAGAAUUGUACUUUGUCGUUGAAAGUUUGGAUCCAUUGUAUCCUUACACGGCAACAACGAAAGUUAGUUACAUAAACAACUUCAAAGAAGACGGAAUUUACCUUUUAGAGGCUCAUCCUGACAAUGAUUGCACUCCAAAAGGAAAUAUUUCGGAUACUCCGAUCAAAUCUGCAGAAAUUCUCUUCGAAAAUCCAUGUAUUGUCGCGUACUACGUAUUGCACCUCAAUAGAGUUACAGAUGAUGGCUACAGUUCCUCAAUUACGCAAUCAAUUAUUACAUCAGAGAACCAAGUGAUUCUGAAUAGAACAUUCAUCAGAAAUCUUGGUAUGGUUCAAUGGAAAUCCAUCGUUCCUUCAAACAGAGCCUUCAAAUUCCAACUUUCACCUUCAUCUUCAGGAAGACAUGAAAUGUUUAGCCCAAUAACCGUAGAAAUUUCGGUUAAGGAACAAUACGGACCAUACAAACCCGCAAUUUCGCCAUUCAAACUCUGGAAUUUGAUUUUCAUGAUUUGCUUGUUUGUUUUCAGUUUUAUCCUCUUGUUCAAGAUAUUUUGGACAAAAGGUAUCAAACUCGAAGGAUAUACAAACGCUGAUGAAGUCGCUCUUAUUUAA
Messenger RNA from Trichomonas vaginalis G3, 2292 nucleotides. Its product is annotated as serine-type endopeptidase protein. Lineage: Eukaryota; Parabasalia; Trichomonadida; Trichomonadidae. Gene Ontology annotation, biological process: protein processing. Bases 1 to 2292 code for a protein of 763 amino acids. Gene Ontology annotation, cellular component: membrane. The transcript has a single exon. The record is from RefSeq and is a predicted model, not a curated record. Gene Ontology annotation, molecular function: serine-type endopeptidase activity.